Leishmania mexicana MHOM/GT/2001/U1103 is the source of this 582-nucleotide messenger RNA. RefSeq lists its product as hypothetical. The transcript has a single exon. The coding region runs from base 1 to 582 and encodes 193 amino acids. NCBI's taxonomy places the organism in Eukaryota, Euglenozoa, Kinetoplastea, Trypanosomatida, Trypanosomatidae. The record is from RefSeq and is a predicted model, not a curated record.
AUGAUGGAAAGCUACGAUACCAUUACCGCAGGAAAGCGACUUACGCCGGAGGAUUUGGACCAACAUAUUAAGCGACUGACGGCGCCACGGCGUGAGGUGGAACUGCGUGACCCGUUCGAGGUGUGUCCGACGAAGCGAAUCUCGCCGGAGGCGCUGUCGAGGAUGACGGACCGGCUCUAUACCCAGAGCCUCCAACACAAACAAGAGCGUCUUGCAGCGGCAGAGCAGGCCGCUUACGGUGCGCACACGCGCGGUACCUUACUCAGAGCUGCACCACUUUCACCACAGGACGAGGAAACAUCGGUGAAGCGACUGUUCAACAAUGCGCUUGAACGGAAGCAGGCAAACAUGGAGCAGGUUCGCCAUCAACACCAAUACCACCGCCCCACCAGCGAGACAAAGGUCCCGCUGAAAAGUUUCGUGCAACAUAUGUACUACGACCGCCUGGAGGCCAAGAAGAAAACGGAGAAACGCCUGUACGAUACGUACCUGGCACCGACCGAGAUUCACACCGGUACCAUUUCUCGCGCGCAAGCCGACGAGGCAUCGAAUCGCCUCUGCACCACGAAAGCGGGGGCAUAG